Molecule: messenger RNA, 627 nt
Organism: Neltuma alba
Lineage: Eukaryota; Viridiplantae; Streptophyta; Magnoliopsida; Fabales; Fabaceae
Product: probable 2-oxoglutarate-dependent dioxygenase AOP1
Exons: 2
Coding region: 1-615 (204 amino acids)
Source: RefSeq, a predicted model, not a curated record
AUGGGAUCCGAAACGAAGUGUGAGCUUGGCGUGGCAGAUUUCAGCGAUGAGAACAUGAAACCUGGUUCAAAGGAAUGGGUUUCUACGUGUCGGGUCGUGCGUCGUGGACUGGAACAGCAUGGCUGUUUCAUUGUACUCUACGACAAAGUGGGUCAAGAGCUCUGCAACUCAAUGAUAUCUACGAUGGAUCAGCUGUUUCAUCUCCCUUCAGAAACCAAGAUGCAAGAGACCAGCCCCAAGAUUUUCCAUGGCUAUUAUGGCCAAUAUUCGUUGCUUCCUCUCUAUGAAUCUCUGGGCAUCGACCAUCCUCUUACUAUGGAAGGAAUCCAAAACUUCGCUCACAUCAUGUGGCCUCAGGGAAACGAUCGUUUCUGUGAAAUAGUGAAAGAGUAUGCAAAGGUGGCGGGAGAAGUAGACCGUUUGGUGUACAGAAUGGUGUUUGAGAGCUACGGUCUGGACCAGGAUCGAUGCGAUUCUUUCGUGGAAUCAAACAACCAUCUGCUUCGAUGCUUCAAGUACAGAAAACGAGAGAUCCAUGAGGCAGAUUUGGGAAUUCAUGCUCACACCGACAUGAGUCUGUUAACUAUUCUGCAUCAGCUUAAUUUCGAUGGCUAGGAAGUGAAACCC